Molecule: messenger RNA, 582 nt
Organism: Sodiomyces alkalinus F11
Lineage: Eukaryota; Fungi; Ascomycota; Sordariomycetes; Glomerellales; Plectosphaerellaceae
Exons: 7
Coding region: 1-582 (193 amino acids)
Source: RefSeq, a predicted model, not a curated record
AUGCCUUUUUGCGAUCGGUCCAUGGAGGAGGAGGAAAGCGUCUCUGCAUGCAUGGCUGGGUGGACAGCAGAAGAUGGGCAUUUCACGAGCGUUCGGCUGGUCUGUGAUCAACCUGGGCGUGAGGACGUGGAAGCACUGAUUGAGGAUCGCUACAUACCCAACAAGUUCCGGAGGCCCAUCGUGAUCGUGACUGUGAUGGUGAUGUCUACAUUGUCAACCAUUUGCUGGGUUCUUGAUUUCCGCAGUGCAUCCCAGCUCGGUAGCUGCGGCCUAGUGGAUUGCAUAUGUUUGAUCUGCCAUACCAGCCUGGUACGACAGCAAGCCACAUGCAACCCCGAGAUCUACGGAAUGAGAUUGCAUUCGCUUAUCAAGUCAAAUAAGCUGUUUUGCGAUGUGGAAUGUCUGGGGCCGCCAAUCGGGACAAAGGCGUUGUCACAGGGAGUGUGGGGCUUUCCUGUUCUUAUUCCUCUUGAACCGAGCCACCCCCGGGCCACAUUUAUUACUGGUUACGUCCCCCCACCUCCCCAAACCAUUCGAAUCAAACUCUCAUCUUACUUUCUUUCCACUUCCCACUCCCCAUAA